GUUCAGACACUUCGAUACGAUCUGGAGGUGCACGCGCAACAGCGAGCUAAUCUUUGGACCGGGUCAGCGUGCGCGCUCCCGUGUGCGUAUCCCUCACAUGGCCGCAGCACACCGGUGGGGAGAGAGAGGAGAACCGUUACUUUGACCCACCACAGUCUCUGUUAUUUAGAUGGAGUACCCGCUCCACCUCAUGUUACUACCUCGGAUCCCACCGCCGCCUCAUUGGAAGGGAUAACCGACUUUUGAACAACAUUAAAGGGAAGAACAGCGGGUGUUUUUUAAUUCAUGUUUUACCGGAGUUAAAGAACGUCGCGAUAAUUAAUCAUGGACUUGGAGUGUUCAGGAAUGACCACUUUCCUCCAUUUGGCUGGGUUGCUUUUGGCUCUGUCCAUCCCCGGCGCAACGUCCGAGUCUGCUAUUCUGCGCUUCUUUGGGCAGACGGACUUUGUCGUCAAUGAGAGCAGCACAGCUGUGGUCCGCUUGGUCGUGGAGCGAGUGGGCGAUCCCGUCAAUGUCACGGCUUUGGUUCUGCUGGAGGGAGCAGACACGGGCGAUUUUGAGGCUGCCAAUGCUGCCGCCUUUCUGCUCUCCACUGAAUCCAGUAAGACCAUAUUCAUCGCGGUGAAAGACGACGACCGGCCCGAAGCCGACGAAACGUUUACCUUCAACCUCACCCUACAGAGCUCCUCCAAUGGCGUGACACUGGGAACGCCCAACAAAGCCACCAUCACCAUCCUGUCCAAUGACAAUGCCUUUGGAAUCAUUGCCUUCAACUCCACUGAGGAGAUCGUAGUUGAUGAACCGAGAGGAGUAAAUCGGUUUGUGCCUCUCACUCUUAUCAGAGAAAAGGGAACUUACGGAACAGUGACUGUGAAUUUUGAGGUUUUUGGGGGCCCCAAUCCUGCUUUUGAGGACCUCACUCCAAAUAGAGGAAAUAUCACGAUUGCUGUUGGACAUUCCGUCGUUCACUUCAGCAUCCUCAUCCGGGACGACCAGAUUCCGGAAGAUGAUGAAGUGUUUUCAGUCAGGCUGACGGGCGUAGCAGGUGGAGCUCUCCUCAGACCCAACGGCAGCAUUAUUCAGCUGAGAAUCCGACGCAAUGACAGUCCACUGAGGUUCUUACAUUCAAUCAAAGCAUUUCCUGAGUCUGCUGGAGUCAUCGCCCUGAACGUGACACGUGGUCGGCUGAGCGAGGACGGGCCACUAGUUGGCUCUGUCGACACUGAGGUUUCCGUGGAUUAUGUCCUCGUAAGUGGAAAAGGCCCAGUUAGCGCCACAGUUGACGAGGACUUCCGCGACCUGCAGCUGGUCAGGACCAUCACCUUCCCUCCAUUUGUCUACAACACCAUCCUGCUGUUUAACAUCACGGAUGAUGACGUGCCAGAAAUCGCAGAGUCCUUCCAAGUGGUCCUGCUAGAGGCGAGCCUGAAAGGAGAUGCGGUGCUCGUAUCGCCCACUACCUUGCUAGUGACCAUCGAGCCAAACGAUAAGCCUCAUGGUGUCUUGUCAAUCAGCAGCAGUGCGAUCAUUCAGCCAAUCAGCAUUGACGAGGACCUGACACAAAGAUUUGAGGGCAUUGUUAUUGUCAGAAACGGAGGUAGCUAUGGCGAAGUGUCUGCCAACUGGUCCAUCAGUCGAAACUCAAGUGUCCUCUCGUCGGUAUCUGAUGACUUGGCGCCAGAGGCCGGGAUGGUGAGCUUCGCCCCUGGCCAGGUGACUGCCGUGAUUCCAAUAAAUAUCGUGACAGACGACCUACCCGAAGAGGCGGAAGCUUUUGUUCUGCGGCUGCUGCCGCAUUCUGUGACUGGGGAUGCAGAGGUGGACGAACCCACGGAGAUGAUGUUUUACAUCCAAGACAGCGACGACGUCUACGGGAUAUUUGGCUUCAACCCUGGGAAAGAGCAAAGCAUCCAAAGCCAACCCGAAGGUCGUUUCCUGUCACUACACUUCCUGCGCGAGGGCGGCAUGCUGGGUCAAGUCUCGAUGAGUCUCACAGCACUCUACAUUCCUGCUGGUCCGAUCGACCCGGUAUUGGCUCGAGACCAGGUCCUAAACGUUAGCAGAAGGGUGAAUGUCGUCUUCUCCCGUGAACACACGGCCGUCGUCGUUCUGCCAAUCAGGAAUGACGCUUUUCUGCAGAAUGGAGCACAUUUUUUUGUACAGUUGAAUGCGCUGCACCUUGUUGACAUCACUCCCCUGAUUCCGCCAAAAAGCCCACGGUUUGGAGGACCGGUCAAUCUCACCCUGACUGUCACCCCUGAUAUUGCCAACGGGGAAAUUGGUUUUACAAGUAACAGCACGAUUGUUGUGUAUGAACCUGAAGACGGCAACGCCAGCAUAGUGACCCUCCCGCUGCGGCGCGAUGGCACAGACGGUCAGGCUGUUGUAUUCUGGAGUCUCAAACCGAUCGGCGGCAACCCCGAGGACGUAACCCCGGAUGAUCUGGAACCUCUCAACGGCACAGUGGCCUUCAUGUCCGGGCAGAGCGAUGCCUUCAUCAACCUCACGAUCAUGGCUGACAGCACGCCCGAAGUCAAUGAGACAUUGUUGCUUACUCUGGAUAGGAGCAAUGUUGAAAAUCAGAUCCUGAAAGUUGGCUUCACCACCAGAGACAUUGUCAUCAUGGAAAACGAUGAUCCCGGGGGAGUCUUUGAAUUCUCCCCAUCCUCCAGAGGUCCAUGGUUGAUCAACGAGGGUGAGGCCGUGGAGCUCCAUGUGGUCAGAGCCCAGGGCCAGCUGCUAAAGCAGCUGGUGCGAUAUGCUGUCACGCCUGCAGGCAACGCCGAAUUCUACGGCGCCACGGGGAUCUUGGAGUUUAAACCGGGCGAGAGGGAGGUGGUCGUGGCCCUGGUGGCCAAGCCUGAUGGUGUGCCAGAACUGGAUGAGACUUUCUCCGUGGUACUCAGCAGCCACAGCACUCCGCCCAGUCGCCUCGGAAGUCACAGGGAGGUCAACGUAACAGUGCGCAGGAAUGACGACCCCUUCGGGGUCAUCCAAUUUGGCCGAUCAGGGGCAACAAUGGCCGUCAGUGAGAGCAAAGGCAAUGAGACAUACCAAGCGACAUACUCUGUGGAAAGGAGCAAGGGCCUCUUUGGAGAAGUUUCCGUUUCAUGGGCCCUUGAGCCAGCUGCAUCGGGAGAUGUUAGCCCCAUCCAAGGAAACAUCACAUUCAAGGAGGGGGACUCCUUGAAAAACUUUACCCUCCGAUCUUUGCCUGAUGAGAUCCCUGAAGAUUUGGAGAAUUUCACAAUCACUCUUGUGAGCACAGAAGGUGGCGCAAGGCUCGGAAACAGGGUCACGGCCGCUUUUCAGAUCAACAAAAAUGAUGAUCCAAUUUAUUUUUCUGAACCUUCCAUUGUGCGACUGGGAGAAGGCGAUGUGGCCACCUUCGGUGUUCUGCGAGCCGGGCGAGCGGACAACAUCGGCACAGUGGCGUACCGUGUGGAAUAUGGCGAUGCCUCACCUGCCGAUCUCACCCUGCUCAGUCAGGACACAACGUUGGUCUAUGAGAUCGGGGAGUGGAUGAAGAACAUUUCUGUGGCCAUAGAAGAUGACGACAUACCAGAGACGGAUGAGCACUUCCACAUCGUCUUGUAUAAUUCCACUGGUGAUGCUGUGGUGUAUGGAGCAGACACGGCUACCGUGGUCAUUGAGGCCAAUGAUGAGGCAAAUGGAGUUUUCUCACUGGAGCCAACGGAGAGGACGGUUGAGGAGGGGAAAAGCAAUAACUUCAAUGUAUUGCGAGCACGGGGUCAUUUUGGCAACGUGACAGUCUUUUGGCAUCUCUAUGCCAACGACUCCUACACGCCGUUGUUGGAACGUCAAGAGUUUACCAACACCUCUGGCUUCAUCACUUUCACCACCGGAGAAGAUUUCAAAGUCAUCAUCCUGGAGGCCAUCUCGGAUACGCUUCCAGAGUUCAAUGAGUCGUUUGUCCUUAAGUUGGUUAAUAUAUCCGGUGGUCACCCAGGGGAUGGUGGCCGACUUGAUGAAACUUCUCUGACUGCCUCGCUUGUCAUUCCCAUCAAUGAUGACCCAUAUGGCGUGUUUGCCAUCGCCGAAAGCAAUUAUGACCAAGAAGUCGCAGAGGAUGUACUGUCAGAUGAGGAUAUGGCGGAUGUCACUUCCUUUACCAUCCUCCGACACCAGGGUACCUUUGGCCACAUGCGGGUUGCCUGGGAGAUUGUAUCGGCGCACUUCCCAGAGGGCCUUCCUCUGAUGGAUGACCUGCUACUUCUAGCUUCCUUCCCCGAUGCGGUAGAGCUCAGGCCUCGGGCCAGAAGGCACCACUCUGCCACAGACGCAUGGUUUUUCUCCGGACUUCACGGAGCCUAUGGGACUAUCCCACCCGAAGAGUCACCCGCCGUUCCGGGCAACUUGACGUUCUCGGCUUGGCUGGUCCCCAGAGCGGCCACUGAUGGCUUUAUAGUCUCCAAAGGAAACGCAAGUGGCACCUUGUAUUAUGGCGUCAAAGUCCAGACCAAUGAGUCUCACGUCACGGUGAAGUUGUACUACACCGUCGCGGGAUCAAAUAAUACCCAAGUUGCCCAGGCCACUGCUACCAAAUUUGUGGAGGAAAACGCGUGGCUGCAUGUGAUCAUUACAGUGGAUGAUGGGAUUGUUGAGUUUUUCCUGGAUGGCAACCCCAUUCCCGGAGGCCUGAAGAGCAUCAAAGGAGAAGGCAUCGCUGAUGGUCCUGCUUCUAUAUUCAUUGGAUCAGAUCCAAGGGGUCAACAGCGCUACACAGGCCUUCUUCAAGAUGUUCGCUUGUACCGUACCAGGCUGAACCGCGGCCACGUGCAUGAGCUUCACAGCCAGCCAGCAAAAUCGGACCUGCGAAGCAUCUCGGGUUACCUGCGGUACCAGCCGCGGGAGAGCCAGAAGUCGUUUGUGGUGGAAGUCAAGGACGAUGACGAAGAGGAGGGGGAGGAGGUGUUCUACCUUCAGCUGGUGGCGGUACGAGGCGGCGCUCGCUUGCCCUUCCCCAGGCCCACGGCUGUGCUACGCGUCAUGAAGAGUGAUAAUGCCAACGGGCUCUUUGGAUUUACCGGCGGCUGCAUACCUGAUACCACCGAGGAGGGUUCAACCGUUUCCUGUGUGAUUGAGCGGAUGCGAGGAUCGCUGGAUAACGUUUAUGUCAACUAUUCUGUGACCCAAACGAAUGACGCGGACAGGGAGAAGCCGGCGCAUGAGGAUUUUCUCAAUGCAACCGGAGCUGUACUUUUCAUGACUGGUCAGCGCUCCGAGGUACUGAACCUUUUGGUCUUGGAUGACAAUCUCCCUGAGCUAGCGGAGACAUUUCAAGUCACAUUAGUGGCGGCAGCAUCCAGUGAUGGGAAGCCAGGGUCCACUCCUGCCAGCGGUGCGAGCAUUGACUCCAGUAAUUCUGUUAACACUGUGACUAUAAUGGCGAGCGACCACCCUUACGGCUUGCUCCAGUUUCAAGCUCAUCCACCGGGCGAGGGAUUGAUCACCCCUGCAUUAGAACCCGCACACGUCACUGUCAAAGAGGAAGAUGGGCAGUUUCGUCUGCCAGUGGCCAGAGCUCAGGGCCUUUUGGGAAGGGUCCUGGUGGGAUACAGGACAACCCCCUUUACAGCAUCCAGUCCUGAAGACUAUGAGGACUCGGAAGGUAUUCUGGACUUCCUCCCAGGAGAAAGGUUAAAGUACAUCACGCUCACCAUCGUUGACAAUCCUGUUCCCGAGCUGGACAAGGACUUCCGAGUGGAGCUCUACAAUACUGAUGGAGGAGUGGAUCAAUUUCUGCAUGUUGAGGAAAGUGGUAGUGGGGAGAGUGACUCUGAUUUCCUGCCUUCUUCCUCUCUCCACCGUGCCAGCUUGGGAGCUGCUUCCCGCAUCACGGUUACCAUCGAAGCCUCCGAUGAUGCCCACGGAGUCUUUAACUUCAGCCCAAGCUCCCUGUUCGUUAAUGGAACAGAACCCGAGGAUGGACAAAGCUCUGUGGUUCUAAAGGUGGAUCGGUCCUUUGGUGAUCUCUCCAAUGUGACCGUGUACUGGGAGGUUGAGCCCGGCUCAGCAGGGGAACUCUUGAACCAGUCCGGUACCAUCUCCUUUGGUGUCGGGCAGAUGUCAGAAAGCAUCAUCAUUACUGUGGCCCAGGAUGAGGUCCCAGAGUUGGACAGGAAUUUUACCGUGUCUUUGGUUAAUGUGUCGCAUGGCCGUCUGGGUGUCAAGACCUCUGUCACUCUGACUGUGCUCGCCAGUGACCACCCUUAUGGCGUUUUUGUGUUCUCCAACACCACAAGGCCCGUCCGCCUCCCUGAGGGUGACUCGGCUGUUACCCUCAGCAUACUGCGACAGAAAGGCUCCCUGGGAAUGGUGCGAGUCACAUUCAGGACACUAAAGGAAGCAGAUCCGGCACCUUACAGGACACCCGGAGUGGGCCGAGCCACAGAAGUUCAAGACUUUGUUCCUCUGCUAGAUUCGGUUGUUUUCUUGGCUAAUCAAAGCAAAGCCAACAUCACUGUCAGAGUGUUGGAUGAUGACGAUCCAGAGAGAGACGAGUCUGUGUUUGUCCAGUUGAUCAGCGUUCAACUCGUUGAAGGAGGGCAAGAGAGGCCCAUUUCCAACUCCCCCUCACUUGGCCCAAAAGUGGAAAUUGUAGCCCAGGUGAUAGUGGAGGCCAGCGAUGAUGCCUUUGGCGUCCUUCAGCUGUCAGCUUCAGCUGUCAGUGUGGCUGAAGACUAUGUUGGCCCUAUCAUAAACGUCACACGUGUCGGGGGGAUAUUUGCGGACGUAUCGGUCAAGUUCAGAGCCGUACCGUUGACGGCCAGAGUCAGCGAAGACUACAGCGUCGCCUCCACCGAUGUCGUCCUUCUUGAAGGGGAAUCCAGCAAAUCGGUACCCAUUUAUGUAAUUAACGAUGUGGUCCCGGAGUUGGAGGAGACUCUCGUUGUCGAGUUGAUCAAUCAGACGACCGGAGGAGCUCUGCUUGGAGAGCUCACACGUGCCAUUAUCACCAUUUUGCCUUCUGAUGACCCUUUUGGUGCCUUUGUCUUCCAUGCUGCUUCCGUCACCGUAGAGGAACCAGUGUCCAACUCCAAUGAAGUUGCACUGCCGAUAGUACGUCAUGCCGGUACGAUUGGGACCGUGGUUGUCCAAUGGCAAGCCACUGUCAAUGGUCAGCUGGCAGUGGGGGACAUCAGACCCACAUCGGGAGACCUGACCUUUGCUCCAGGAGAGACCUUGAAGACUCUCCGAGUGGAGGUUUUAGCGGAUGAGGUUCCCGAAAUCACUGAGAUCAUCAAGAUAGAACUCACCAGUGCCAGGAAUGGUGGAAACCUCGGAGCCGAUACGUUUGUUAAUAUUAAAGUGCCUGCCAACGACAAUCCAUACGGGACAGUUUACUUUGGGCAGUCUGUUUACCGCAUCAUGGAGCCACUGGAAGGAAUCUUCAGAGCCAAUAUCACCGUCCAAAGAAGCGACGGGCACUUUGGCCGUUUACGAAUCCUGUACGGCACCUCACAGAUCGACCCGGUCGAAUCGGCUCAGGCUCAGGGCCGGAACCUGCUGACCUUCUUUGACAUCCCAAAACCAGGGCUUCCAGUCACUCCCCCUCAGGGGUCAUUUAACAUCACCACUCUGCCUGACUCUUUGUCCGCCUGUGCUGCCGCAUGCCUGAGAGAGCGUGCCUGCCAAGCCUUCUCCCUAUCUUCAAACACAAUCAAACCUUCCUGUACUUGGGUGACUUCAGGGGCGGAUGAACUUGAAGCAACGUCUCGGGUCGUAACUUAUGUGAAAAACGUGAGCGCCGCUGCCGACUUGUUCAGCAGCCAGGCCUCAGCGGGGAGCGACUACAUCCCUGUCGCAGCUAAAAGUGCCUUCCUGGAGGACGGUUCAGGGGAAGCAAACCUCACUGUGCUCAUUUUGACAGAUACAUUCCCUGAAAUGGACGAAAGCUUUGCCAUACAGAUCUUAAAGGUGGAGCUGCUGAAUUUGACCGCAGACCAAAGGAACCUGCCCUCUAUUGGCCAGCCAGAUCAAGCGGUGGUCACCAUCGGAUUGAACGGGGAUGCAUUUGGCGUGUUUUUGAUAUACAGCGCCAGUUCCAAUGCUACCAAUAACGGGCUUUAUGUUGAGGUUCAUGAAGAGCCUUUAGUGGCAGUUCCUUUGGUCAUUGAAAGGAGAGGAGGCAACUCGGGGAUAGUCACUGUGGAGUGGGGAUUUGUCGGAGGAAAUGCCACGCCGGGUAGAGACUUCACUGGAACCGGGGGAACUCUGGUAUUUGACGGUGAAGUCAAGAAGACGAUAGCCAUUGUCAUCAGAGACGAUAUUGAGCCAGAAGACGACGAGAGCCUCAUGAUUGGCCUUGUAAAUACGGAGGGAGGAAGUCGUAUCCUCCCCAGUUCGGACACUGUCCAGAUUGUGAUUCUGGCUAACGAUAACGUGGCCGGCAUUGUGGGAUUCCAUCCAGCAUCGCGUUCGGUCAUCGUCAGAGAGGGUGAAAUGUUGACCUUGUUGGUAUUGAGGACCGCUCCAGGUCUCGGUAACGUCACGUUGGAUUGGGUGAUAAGAGGUCCCCUUGUAGACCGGACCUUCACUUAUACUUCAGGCAGACUAUUAUUGAAUGAGGGACGGCUGAAUGACACCAUUGUUGUACAGCUUCUUGAUGAUGUCACACCAGAGGACAGAGCUGAAUACAACGUUUUCUUGACCAACAUCCAAACUUUUGGUGUUGCGGCGCCAGGCCACGCCACGUUUGACGUUCAGGGGACUGUGGCGUUGUUGACGGUGAACACCAGUGACGAGCCGUACGGGGUGCUGACCGUUGCGCCGUCAUCCCUUAAGGUGACCACUGAGGAACGAGAGCACACCGUAAAUAUCUACAUCAACAGGGAGUUCGGGAUUUCAGGUGCUCUGAAUGUUACCUAUGAGGUUCUCAAAGGGUCCCUGGAAGACCUGUCACAGGUCGAAGGGGCUCUAGCUGAGCCAGGAAAAGACUUCUUGGCAGAAACUGGUUCUGUGAUUCUUCGGGAGGGUCAGGCGUCUGUUGCUAUUCCUGUCACCGUCCUGGAGGAUGAUAUUCCAGAGUUGCAGGAAUAUUUCCUGGUCAAUAUUACAUCUGCAGCACUCCUCACAACCCUCGCCACAGUUCCUCAACUCGACACGCGGGGUUUGGUGGCCGAGGUCGUCAUUGCUGCCAAUGACGGAAUUCGAGGAGUCAUUGAAUGGACAAACACCAUGUUUGAAGUGAAUGAAACGUUAGGGAUUUUGACCCUGGUGGCCUAUAGGAACAAAGGCUCGUAUGGGAACGUUUCUGUUUCCUUCUGUGCUCAAAAUCUGGAGGCUCAGCAAGGCCUGGACUUCAACACCAGCGAAACGGUGCUCUUUUUCGUCAGCGAUGAAAAACACAAGUUUGUCGAGGUGCAGAUCAUCGACGACAUCAUUCCAGAGGGAGCCGAACGAUUUCAGCUGAUCCUGUCCAAUCCAUCACUUGGGCUUGAACUCGGCACCAAUACCACCACCACAGUGACCAUCCUGGCCAGCGACGAUGGGCACGGUGUCUUAUCUUUUAACACCAGCGAGACAUUCUUCCUGAAGGAGCCCACAUCUGAGUUGGCACUGAGCGAGAGCGUGGCCACCCUCUAUGUGGUUCGGGACCCAGAGGAGGGUACCUUCGGUCCUGUGACUGUGCAGUUUUCCGUAACGGAUUCCAAUGGCACCCUUGCCAGUGGUGAUCUCAUCCCAGCCCAAGGGAUUGUGGAAUUGGAGGACGGCGUUAGGUUUAAGACCCUGGAGAUCCGAGCAUUACUGGACGCCGAGCCCGAAGUGAAUGAAACGUUCACGGUGAGCCUGUCCGACCCAACCGACGGUGCGCGUCUCGGCGAUCGACUGCACAUUGCCAUCACCGUCCUCGAGAACCUUGCUCCUUCUGGCCUGUUCCGUAUUGGACCCACUCUCGAUAGAAGUAGCACACGCGUGGUGGCAAAUGAAGGAGAUGGAACCAUCUUCCUCACAGUGUCUCGAAGUAAUGGCUUGGAGUCUACUGUCAGCGUGGAGUGGGAGACGCAGUCCGACACAGCUGUUGCUCGAGAGGGCCCUCUCCCGACGAUGGGUUUAUAUCAGAGCUUUGAGGACAGCCCCACAUCCACUUGGUGCUCUGUCCCCGGAAUGCCAACCGCUCUUGCUGUAAGACUUGAUAAGAGUCCCGCUGUGGGGUCAUCUCACACAUUGGCCACUCUUUAUCAAUGGCAAGGAGUGUUUGUGCCAGUAGAGUCUGCUCGGAUUCAGGACCCAAGUUCCUGCGUUGGGUUUGUACUGAAAAACACCAGCUACAUCGCCGUCACACAUGGUGGCGCACCCUUCGCCCCUGCAGCCAACCUCAGCAUCUUAAAGCUACACAGGGACUUCAAUGUCACAUUGGAACAAAUCAUAGGCGUGGAAGCUCUGGAAGUGAAGCACUUCUCAAUUGACAACAGAGAUUUUCUUGUGGCAUCAAGUCAGAUAUUUGUUUGGACCAGCGGCUCCUUCACCCUCCUGCAGACGCUUGACUUUCAAGAACAUAUCGUCAGUGUGACGCCAUUCACCCACGCCGAAGCUCCUUAUUUAGUAGUUUGCUUUAACAGUGAGACGAGAAGCUGCCUACUUCUUCACUGGACUGGCGGGAGCUUUGGGAAUCCACAGCCCCUUCAUAUCACAGGCAGAGUCAGCCAAGUGGAGACGGUCCGGACAAAAGCGGAUGACACUCUUUUGUUGGUGCUCCUUCAAGGUGUCCUUCCCUCCUGUGAAGUGCUCCUGUGGAGGUUAGGGCGGCAUUUGCCUGAGUUGCAGCAGUCCAUUACUCACCCAGGACUCACUUCAGUUCAUCCGUUCACUACGCCCUCAGAACUCGUUUACAUUGUGCUCGCUGGUAGAAAUAGCUCAUCACUCUACUCCUGGCUGUCUGAUGCCAACCUCUUCGCCAUCAUUUUGAAGGCACCACCAGCGAUGAGAUUCCUCUCCUUGAAUGUCCCUUCCUUCAACACCACCAAGACACUCUUGGCUUCUUCUGAGGAGAACCGCUCCAGACUUUACUUGUUGAAUUCUGUCUCCAAUCGAUCUGACUUCAUACCCAGUUUUGGCGAGUUGCAUUUCUUACCCGGCGACAGCGAGCUACAGAUUGCGGUGAACGUCUUAGAUGAUGACGUUCCCGAAGAGCAGGAGUACUUUCAGGUCCGCCUGAAGAAUCCAAAAGGCGGGGCAGAGAUUGGAUUUGGGGGUCAGGUGACCGUUGUGGUUCCGAGCAACGACAACGCCCACGGAGUCAUUGGAUUUGCGCAGAAUUCUCUGUUUCUGGAGGUUGAGGAGCUGGAGCAGAAUCAUCAGAUCUCCCUCACCGUGGAGAGGAGAAGGGGGACUUUUGGCCGACUAACCGUUCACUGGACUGCGAGUGGGAGUAUGGCGGACAUUUAUCCCACUUCCGGAGUGGUUACGUUCUCAGAGAGUCAGUCGGUUGCCAUCAUUCCACUGACUGUGCUAGCAGAUGGCGCUGCAGAGCUCAAAGAGAAUGUGAUCAUCACCCUCAUGGAUGUGACCACAGUGGAGCUGCGGGACGCACAACAGGCCGCCGUUAUUGACCAUGUGCGGGCGCGAUCACUCCUCACCAUCCUGCCAAAUGGUUCCCCCUAUGGGGUGAUUGGAUGGCAUUUGGACUCUCAGAUGACUCGAACACAAGAACCACCAGGCUUUCCAGUCAAUGUGACUUUGUCCAUCGUACGGGAGCACGGCUCCUCUGGGGAGUUGGAAAUACAUUAUGAGACCAGGCCAGCCUUGUACCAACUUCCAUCCAACCAGGCCGCCGCAGGUCAGGAUUACAUGGCCAAAGAUGACACCCUCAUUAUGACAGAAGGAGCAACUGUGGCCCUUGUGACCAUCACAAUCCUUCCAGAUGACAUCCCAGAAUUGUCCGAGAGUUUCCUGGUAAAUAUCACCAGAGUGGCGCUAGUUAGCGGGCUAGCUGGAGCAGACGGGCCUUCUGUAAAGAGGCCAGGCAUGGAAGUAGCUGAAGUAACCAUCCAGGAAAAUGACGACCCUCAAGGGAUCUUGCAGUUCGUGACGCCGGGAGAUAGCCCUGGAUUUAUGGUGGCUUAUGAGAUGCCGGCACCUGACAACGUCCUCCACCUGACAAUGGUGCGACUUGCCGGUGCAAUUGGAAGACUGGUUGCCUACUGGGAGGCUGAGCCCCUCACUGCUGAUCUGAAUGAUUUCAGCCCCUCGUCCGGUAACAUCACCUUCCAAGAUGGGCAGCGGAGGGCUACGAUUGCUAUCACCAUCUUGGAUGAGGACCGUGAGGAGGCUUUGGAGAAGUUCAAAGUAAAGUUACUGCGGGUGAUUGGUGGCGCUCGACUCGGAAAUGUGACCUCUGUCACGGUCAGCAUUCCGGCCAAUGACUCGCCUCAAGGACGAUUUGGAUUCCAACAGCUUGAGGUUACCGUGCGUGAGCCAGAGUUUGUUGAUGAUCCCGCUGCUGUCGCCCGACUAGCAGUGCUGCGCAGUGAAGGCGAGGGGGCUGUGACACUGGUGUGGCAGCUGGAAGGACAAACUCUUUGUGACCUUUCACCUCUCAAUGGGACUAUUUCCUUUAAUGAGACUGACUCCUUGAAGACAUUUGUGAUAAGGGCCCUUGCCGACAAUGUACUUGAGGGAGAUGAACACUUCACUGUCAAGCUCUUUCCUGCAAGUGACGGCGGUGCUGUCAUUGACCCUUUCAGUGGUUUGGCAACCGUCACUAUCGUGGCAGACGAGGCCGCGCUGGGAAUUGUAGGGCUGGCGGAAUCCUCAAAGAGGAUUUUCAUCGGCGAACCGGAUGGAUUUUAUAAUGGCAGCGCUGUUGUCAACCUUACCCGUGGGCCGGGUGUGUUCGGUGAAGUGCGGGUGCAGUGGAAUAUCGCUCCAGCUUUGGUCGCUGAAUUUAAGAACAUCUCUGGCUCAGUAACUAUGAAAGACCAGCAAUCUUUUGCUUCUUUCAUUCUGGAGGCUGUGGAUGAUGCCUUUCCUGAGGAACGUCGCGAUUUUCAAUUAACGCUAACGUCCAUGACCCCAGGACUGGAAAUCAGCCCCACUGCACGACACGCCAGAAUAACCAUGGUAGCCAGCGACAGCCCUUACGGCUUGUUCUCUUUCACCCGGCAACAGAUAAGCGCAAUUGAGGAGGAGGAAACUGUGAAUGUGACUAUUAAUCGCACUUUGGGCAGUUUGAGAAGUGUGUGGGUCACCUACCAGACCUCAGGCAACACAGCAGUUAGUGGCGAGGACUUUGCUUCUGCCUCGGGACGGCUGCUCUUUGCCCCAGGUCUGACAUCACAACAUUUUUCCGUGCGUAUCCAUGACGACAGUCUCCCAGAGGGGCCUGAGAUGUUCUACGUCAACAUUACUGAUGUGGAUCUCGUCGAUGUCAGUGAUGUGGAUUACACAGUGAAGGAGUCAGGUCUCCAGCUGGACCAGCCCCCAUCCAUCGGUGACAUCUCAUCUCUUGCUAUUGUAAUACUGAAGAAUGACAACGCCGAGGGCAUCUUAGAAUUCAGCCAUGACCACGUCAACAUGACGAUUGAGGAGGAUGCAGGCACUUUGUUGAUCCCAGUGGUGAGGACAGCGGGUUCUUUUGGAACCGUCUCAGUGGGAUACAUUUCCAGAGGCCUGAGUGCGACUCCUGGUCUUGACUACGUUGCAACCAAUGGCUCGGUGACGUUCGUCGAGGGCCAGCGAACCGCUGUUGUCAAUGUUACUAUUUUAGAUGACGCGCAAAGCGAAUAUGCAGAGAUGUUCGAGAUCUCGCUGAUCGGAACCACGGGGGGAGCAGUACUCGGCUCUCACACAGUCGUCAGUGUGACCAUCAACAAGAGCGACUCUCCGGGCGGUGUGGUGCGCUUCCUCAACGAAAGCCUAAUCGCCAUCAACAACCCAGAUGACACUCGACAACUCACGCUGGUCUUGGAGAGGGCGGGGGGCCUUUUGGGCCCUGCGACGGUUGCUUGGAUGAUCCUCGGUCCGAACGGCAGAGAGCCUCUCCUUCCAUUCAAUACAGACAUCCGAGAGCCCUUGAGUGGGACUUUUGUCUUCGGUGACGGGGAGGACGGCACGCGCACCAUUGCGCUUCGGAUCCUCCCGCAUGGGGAAGUGGAGGUGGAAGAAAAAUUUGUCAUCGAGCUGAGCCUUCUUUCUGGGGACGUGGACAUCGACCCUCAGGCUGGAUCCAUCAUACUGAAGAUUGAAAAGUUUGGGGACCCAAAUGGCGUCCUGAAAUUCACAGAGGAAGCACUUGAAGAACAUGUCUACAACGAACCCACAGAAGCAGACGGUCCACUCAACAUCUCUUUGCACGUAACACGCCGAGAGGGAGUCCUGGGUAACGUUACGGUUCACUGGCAGAUACAGUCUGACUUUGACUUAGCCGCUGACUUUUGGGGACUUUCUGGCUCGGUGCUAAUCAUGGAAGGCCAACGGGAGGCAGAAAUAGCCGUGAGCCUGAUGCCUGACAAUGUGCCAGAACUGGAGGAGAUCUACACUAUUCAACUGACAGCAGUGGAAGGUGGCGCCACCCUGGACGCCAAUUCAUUCCUUUUACGGACUCACAUUAGGGUACAUGCUAAUGAUGACCCGCACGGCGUUUUCUCCUUGCAACCCGAGCAGCAGUCUUUGUUUGUCGAAAGGUCGGGGGCGGAGGUCCGUAGAGUUCUGGUUCUGAACGCCACUCGGGUGGCGGGGCUGUUUGGCGAUGUCAACGUGGGCUUCAGGAUCACCGGUGGGACGGGGCAGAUGACUGCCACGGGCACGUUCGUGGGAGGACAAAGCGAAGGGCAACUGUUUUUCGCUGAAGGACAAGUGUUCAGUACCGUCACGUUACACGUCAGCAGCCAGGUCUUUUUGCCUGUGGGUGGGAGUUUCAUCGUAGAGCUAACGCAUGUAAGAAUGGUCAGUCCUUUACUUGGCACACCGCCGCUCCUCAGUCACGAGUCGUCUGUUGCCAGGGUGAUUUUGCCAGAGGAAGCUGCCAGCUCAGAGGUGGGUUUCGCCUCCCUGGCUUUAUUUGUUUCAAAUGUCGAUGCAGGGAAAUGUGAGGCAAAGGUGACCCGAAGCGGGUUGUUUGGGGAUAUCAGUGUCCAGUGGAGAGCGGGGUAUCCUUCAGGACAGUCUCCGCCCGGUUUUAGAAUCGGAACGAUGGUGCCAAAUUCGGGUUCACUGGCCUUCUCCCAUGGGGAGAGGACAAAGACGAUACCUCUGACAGCCAUUGCUGACGCAUCCGAGCCAGCUGCACAUGCGUUAUACCUCACGGGGGCCACCUCUGGCACUGCUGCGGGCGGCCAUGUCAAGCUCAGGUCAGGAUUCACUUUGGCGGAAGUGGAGCCGCUGGGAAUCUACCAGUUUGCGCCAGAAUCCCGCAAACUGGUCAUCGAGGAGGACGAUCGGACCAUAACACUCUAUGUCCAGAGGCUCUACGGUUCUCGCAGCAACAGCACCCGCCUGUCCUACACGACAAUAGCUGGCAGUGCGGCCGCAGAAGUUGAUUUCAUCGCCAUGCCAGAGGGCCGUUUGGCUUUUGACUCGCCGCGUCAAAUCAACAGUUCCCUGCAGCUGUCGAUCCUGGAUGACUCCGUCUCGGAGCCGGAUGAAUAUUUUCACGUCAACCUUACUGACGUUGAGAUUCUUACUCCAAACUCGGUUUGGGCAGAUGUCUUUCCUCGAAUCAACCCAUCACACGGUCUGGCAACUAUCACCAUUCUGGCAAGCGACGUGAACAGCGGAGUGCUGAGUAUAGGUCCCGGACUGGUCCAAGUACUCGAGGACAAGGAUGAAGAGAGUCCACAGGAGCGAAGGGUUCUCCUCAGAGUGCGCAGGUCAGACGGUGUGGCUGGAGACGUACAAGUUAAGCUCCAAGCGUACGGAGACGGAAGCGCGGCACCGUUCCCUUUCGCGCUGGAGCCUGCUGGGCCUCUAGCGAAGGAGAAUCAGGACUUCCACUUGGAGUCCAGUAUUGUGCGCUUGCCGGCCGGUCAGAAUGAGACAGAGGUGAUUCUUUUCAUCCUGGAUGAUUCUGAACCGGAAGGACAGGAGGUGUUCUUUAUCUACCUCAGCGAUCCUGAAGGCGGGGCACGGAUCACCGAUAGUCAACGGCAAGGCUUUGGGGCAUUCUCCAAAAUCACCAUUCUUGGUAGUGACUUCCAUAACGGUAUAGUAGGCUUCAGUCACGAUUCUCUGACGGGCCAGGUUCUGGAUGAAGAUUCGGAGAACAAAACAAUUCAGCUGUAUGUUCAGAGGCAGCCAAACAGAGCCUUUGAAGAUGUGCAGGUUUUCUGGAGAGUUACUUUGAACAAAGCGCCGCCGACUCUUGUCAGCAGUGGAGUCAACCUGACCAAAGAGCUCGUGCGCACUUCCGGAUUUGUCGUAUGUCGGAAAGGAGAGAUCAUGUGUGCUUUAACUUUGGAGACCCGAGAUGAUGACGAACCGGAGUACAACGCUUGGUUCUUCGUGGAAGUUUUCCAGGUGGGCUCAGGCGCCACCAUUAACGAGACCAGCCGAUUUGCCAACGUCACUUUGGCAGAGAGUGACGACCCGCGAGGCGUCGUGUACUUCGACGUCAGCCACAGGUUUCCCGCUGCCACUCCGACAACCUCGAAGCUCAGUCUCCAGCUGUACAGAAGAGCAAGCGCGGCUUCGAGCAUGUCUGUACGGUAUCGAACACUGGAGCUUUCAAGGGAGGAGGUGCUCGGACCAUUUCUGAUCCAUCCCGCUAAAGAAGGUUUAGAUUUCCCUCAGCAGGAGGGCGAGCUGACCUUUGACCCGGGUCACCAAAACACAUCCGUAGACAUUUAUCUAACCCCUGACCUGCCGUCGUCUUCCCCCCGACCGAAGCGCUUCCAAGUGGAGCUGUUCAAUGCUACGGGGGGCGCCAGAGUGCACCCUGACUUCGGCCUGGCGAGCGUGACCCUUGUGUCAAAUGUCGCCAGUGCGGCCAUGUGGGCCUUCGUUGGGAAGUUGCAUCGACCGCUCGACCCAGCAACACUCAACCAGGUGCUGCGAGGGCUCAUCGAUCGCACCGCCUCCGUGCUGUCCCGAGAGGAGCUGACUGCUGUCCUUGAAGCUCUGGAGAAGCUGCUGGCGGUGUUCGACAGAGCAUCAAUUGGUUCAAGCACCCACAACUUGACCUAUGACCUACUGUGUGCCUUGGCCAACCCCAGUCGAACCGACACACGGGGCCUCAGCCACCUUGCGGAAGUGGCUGAACGAUUCGCAUUCUCCAUCAUCCCACGCAGCCACUGUGACAUCGGGGGCACCAUCUUGGACACAUGUGCACACAUGUCCGUCUCUGCCUUCCAGUGGUAUCCCACACAAAUCAAUGGACACAAAUUCCGUGGUCGAAAUGGAGAUUUCUUCCAGCUUCCUGAUACUUUGCUGGCAGUGCCGGCCGUCUCCACCCCUGACUGCGGCAACCUCAGCCGUAUUCAGCUGACAGAGUUUCGAAACGACCUUUGGUUUGUCACCAAUGCUACAACAAAUGCUCUCAAUGGAAAGGUUUUCUCCGUCAGCCUACAGGACAGUAAGUCAAGACCCCUCAGAGAUGGUAUCGAGGUGAUAUAUCGUAUCCACACUUCUGGUCAUCCACUUCAACCAGGGCGAUCGAUGUGCUUUCUCUGGAAUCAGACCACUGCAAGCUGGUCAUCGGAUGGUCAGCACUGCAGGGUUGUGAAAGAGAGCGGGAGCUACGUGGAGUGCGCCUGCUCUCAUUUGUCGAUCUACACGGCCUAUGCGGAGUUUGCCCCCCUUGCAUCAUAUAACCGGGCCUUCUAUGCCUCCGGGUUCAUCUGCAUAUCAGCCUUUGCAUUGGCGAUCAUGGCACACGUGCUGUGCUCCCGUUUCCCCCUGUUUGCUGCCAAAUUGCUCGUUCACAUGAUGGUGAGCUGCCUCGGAACACAGAUCUGCUUCCUGGUGUCCACUUUCCGUGGCCGAGUGUUUUCCGAGGACAGCUGUGCUGCGCUGGCGCUUUUCUCUCACUACUUCCACCUCAGCCAGUUCUUCUGGAUGCUCAUACAGGCGAUGAAUUUCUGGCAGGUGCUCGUCAUGAACGAUGAGCACACGGAUCGUCGAUACCUGCCGUACUUCCUGUUGGGCUGGGGUCUUCCUGCUCUCAUCAUCAUCAUCCUGGUCAUCGUGCUGCUCGGAGGCUUCGACUGGAGCAUCCACGCCGUCUACGGAUUGGUGCAAGGGGAUGUGUGCUUCAUCCCGAACAUCUACGCUGCUCUGUGCGCCGCUGUGCUGGUGCCGCUCAUCUGCCUCGUCGCCGUGCUGGUCGUCUUCAUCCACACCUACAAAGUCUCGCAGCAGUGGAAGGUGUACGAUGACAUCUAUCGCGGACGCACCAACAGCACAGAGGUGCCGCUGGUCCUCUACCUGUUCCUGCUCGUCUCUCUGGUGUGGUUGUGGGCAGGACUUCAUAUGGGCUACAAGCACAUGUGGAUGCUUGUCCUCUACAUCAUCUCCAACUGCCUGCUGGGACUGUAUGUGUUUGCGGUCUACUUUGUCAUGCACAACCAGCUGUGUUGGCCUGCAAAAGCCACUUACAACGUAGAAAUGAGUGGCCAUGACGGUCCCGACUCCACCUAUCAGGGAGGGGGACCGACAACUUUUGGGGCUGACAUCAACAAAUCAACACAAAACCUCAUCAGUGCCAUGGAAGAGAUGUCGGCAGACUGGGAGCGCACGUCGCUGAGGACCGGUACUCAGCCCACAAGCGGUUUCAAGCCCGGUCCGGUGAUGGGCUCUUACCCCGCUGAGGGCGGCUUCAUCAACACCAACUUGGUCACCGCCGAUGACGAGUCCCAGGAGUUUGAUGACCUCAUAUUUGCCUUAAAAACUGGGAGCGGGCUUACCGUGAGCGACAGUGAGUCCAUCCCGGGUAGUCACGACGGGGGUAGCGUAAGCAGCUCCCAAAUCGUGGAGCUGCGAAGGAUCCCCAUCGCCGACACGCACCUCUAACACCGCCCAUCCUCGUAAAACAACAGUAUUUUUAUACCACGAUGAUUUGCACUAAAAUGUUUUUUGGUUUGUUUUUUGUUUCGUUUUUAAAUGUGGGAUAGAGCAUUUUCAUAAAAAGCUUUGAAAUGAUUUGUACUGCUUUUAUAUGGAUAACCUGUAUCGGAAUGUUGUACUAAAUUAAAGGAUGCAGUUUGACUGAGUGGAUAUUUGGGAAUUUUUGUAGCAAUCUACUAAAUGUGAUCGAGUUUGUCUAACAUUAUUAAUAAAUAUUAUUAUUUUAAGUGUGGCUGU
Messenger RNA from Hippocampus zosterae (dwarf seahorse), 19260 nucleotides. RefSeq names its product adhesion G protein-coupled receptor V1 (gene adgrv1). Lineage: Eukaryota; Metazoa; Chordata; Actinopteri; Syngnathiformes; Syngnathidae. Gene Ontology annotation, biological process: G protein-coupled receptor signaling pathway; cell surface receptor signaling pathway; cell communication. Gene Ontology annotation, molecular function: G protein-coupled receptor activity. The transcript has 95 exons. Gene Ontology annotation, cellular component: membrane. Bases 325 to 18969 code for a protein of 6214 amino acids. The record is from RefSeq and is a predicted model, not a curated record.